GGGCGCGGGGGGCGGGCCGGGGGCGGGGCGCGGGGCGCCGGCGGCUCCGGCGGCUCCGGCGGCUCCGGCUGGCGGCUCCGGGUCCUGCACCUGUGACUCUCGGCCGCGCUCCUCCCCUCGGCCCGCUCGGCGCUGCAGCCCCAUGGCCCCGUCCCGGCUGCAGCUCGGCCUCCGCGCCGCCUACUCCGGCAUCAGCUCCGUGGCCGGCUUCUCCAUCUUCAUCGUCUGGACGGUGGUCUACAGACAGCCGGGGACCGCGGCCAUGGGAGGGCUCGCAGGGGUGCUGGCGCUGUGGGUCCUGGUGACGCACGUGAUGUACAUGCAGGAUUACUGGAGGACCUGGCUCAAGGGGCUGCGCGGCUUCUUCUUCGUGGGCGUCCUCUUCUCAGCCGUCUCCAUUGCUGCCUUCUGCACCUUCCUUGUGCUGGCCAUCACCCGGCACCAGAGCCUCACAGACCCCACCAGCUACUACCUCUCCAGCGUCUGGAGCUUCAUUUCCUUCAAGUGGGCCUUCCUGCUCAGCCUCUACGCCCACCGCUACCGGGCUGACUUUGCUGACAUCAGCAUCCUCAGUGAUUUCUGACCCAGGGGGUGAGGUCUCUGCACCCUGAGGGGCUUAGGACCUGGACUCAGCCUCUGAGACGUUGGGAGGGGCUACUCCUACCCUCUGGGGGUCCCAGAACUGUGGCAGAGAAUACACAGCAGGACCAGCGUGGUCUCCUAGGAAGCUGUCCCACCCAUCCCCUUUGGGGGAGACCUGGGUGUGGUAGAGAGGGGAUCCUGCCAUGUUGCUCCUCAUCGGCCUGGACAGAGGGCAGCUUUAGACCUUUUCAAAUGGAUCUGUUUUCUUUUUUCUUUUUUUUUUUUUUUUUGAGAUGGAGUCUCACUCUGUCAUCAGGCUGGAGUGCAGCAGCGCAAUCUCAGCAUCUCGGCUCACUGCAACCUCCACCUUCUGGGUUCAAGCAGUUCUCUCAGCCUCCUGAGUAGCUGGGAUUACAGGCACCCACCACUAUGCCCGGCUACUUUUUGUAUUUUUAGUAGAGAUGGGGUUUUGCCAUGUUGGCCAGGCUGGUCUUAAACUCCUGACUUCAGGUGAUCCACCUGCCUCAGCCCCCCUAAAGUGCUGGGAGUAUAGGCGUGAGCCACCGUGCCCAGCCUGGAUCUAUUUUCUUAGCAUGCAGUGAAGAAUCUUUGUAUGUAAGGCCAGGACAACAAAGUCAAGAGGUCAAGGGGUAGAGCCAUGAGGCCUGGACCUAUGCUGCAGGCAGGGGCUUUUGUCCCUGCUGCCCUAGGCACUCUCUCCCCAAGGCCAGGGUGGGGACCUGGGGAGGUCAGGUCAGGAAUCUCUAGCAGAGACCGCUGAAGCCCCCAUCCCAUCACUGCUGCGAGCUGGUCUCCCAUGAGUGUGCUAGAGCCAGAUAGCCAUGGCCCCCCACCCAUCUCUCACUCACAUACACAGGCAUCCACACACCCCAGAGAAUGACUUCUCAAAUGAGGCCAGACUCAGGGUCACAGGGAAUGUGCUCCUACCCCUGGAAGUGCUUUGGGGAAGGGGGCAACAUGGUAGAGGCUGGAAGGAGCCCCCAAACCUGUGCCCAUGCCCCUCCAGCCCUGCGUUUCCACUCUGCCUUCUCAGAGUACCCUCACUGCACGCAGACCACUGGCCAGGAGAGACCUCUCCCACUCCAGCCCCUCCACUGCCCUUCAACUAGAGCUUUCACCUUUUUACAUCUCUCUUCUGAAGGACACAAAUCUGCUUUUCUGCCCAUACACUGGCCCAAGGGCUGACCUCACUCAGGAGGGAAGGGGCAGUUGUCACAAGGAUGAUUUGAUAUUAGGCUGCCAUUUUACAUGGUCUCCCCCUUCCCACCUGAUGUGUCCUGCCCCUCAGCUCUUUGCCUUAUCUGUGUCACUGUCACUUUAGCAAAAAUACAGCGGCCAUUUGUAUCAGA
This is a messenger RNA of Cebus imitator (Panamanian white-faced capuchin), 1952 nucleotides long. RefSeq names its product solute carrier family 48 member 1 (gene SLC48A1). The transcript has 3 exons. Bases 143 to 583 code for a protein of 146 amino acids. Gene Ontology annotation, cellular component: lysosomal membrane; plasma membrane. Gene Ontology annotation, biological process: heme transport. Gene Ontology annotation, molecular function: heme transmembrane transporter activity; heme binding. The record is from RefSeq and is a predicted model, not a curated record. NCBI's taxonomy places the organism in Eukaryota, Metazoa, Chordata, Mammalia, Primates, Cebidae.